AUGCCUAGCCUCCCUGACCUCCCUGUGGUGCCUUGGGUGGCCUGGACGUGGGCUUUGCUGCAAAGGAAGUUGGGGCUGCCACCGCAGCAAGCCGCAAUGCCAGGCAAGGCACUCACAUGCUUGGCAAGCGUGGAGAUGCAGGCGUUGCAGGUGCUGGACGCGCUGUCUCAGCAGGCUGAACCGAUUGCGACGGGCUACUCGUGCUCCUGUGCGAAGACUGGUUUGUUUUGCUGCUUUUCUUCCGGAGAGGCCGCGAGGGGUCUUGCAGGCUGGUGCAGCAGACAUAGGAACACGCCCGCGCGGACACACAGCUUCGCAUGGCUUCGCAGCUCAGUCCUUGAAAGAUGGCGACAUGAGCCGGGCCGAGCCUAG
Symbiodinium natans is the source of this 372-nucleotide messenger RNA. NCBI's taxonomy places the organism in Eukaryota, Dinophyceae, Suessiales, Symbiodiniaceae. The record is from the annotation of a GenBank genome assembly.